CAUGGAAUUGAUAAAAGUUGCGAGUGAUCAGCUUAAUGCUAUAUCUCCUGGUGGUGUUUGCGUCGCAGACGAAUAUGUUGGAGUAUUUACCCACGAAUGUACUGUUACCUCUUUCAAGCCUGGUAUUGACUACUGUUGCUGUCAGCAUCAGGGCAGGGCUAUGUGCUGUCUUUAUCAUCAGAAUUGGAACAGAUUUCGCUGUAAUCAGGAAGAUGAUACAAUUGACACUUUUCCCUGGAAGCUAAACGAGAAUAGCGGUUCAGAUGGCAUGUCUGCAUUAUCAUUACCCCUUCUAAUAACACUACCAAUUGUCAUCGUCCUUAUAAUAGCCAUCGCAUUCCUAGCCUAUUUCUGGAAAAGGAGAAAGGCGAAUCAUGAAUCAAGAAAGGAUGGCGAUGGAUUGUGUUCUUACAAGUGUUGUUCUCCAGAUCACGAUUCAGACGAUGAGGACAAAGAGCGGGCCGUCGAGAUAACGCAUCAGAAAUCAACGUCUUCUCCGGUCGUCGAUAGGCACUUUUCGGGAGCUGUUGGUCUAUUAGGCUUCCCUCUACAUACUACCGAAAAAUAUCCGGGACCGCCUCCUGAUAGAGAGGAAACAACAGGCUUGCUGCCUUCAGCUCCACCUCUUCCAGCCGAAUUAGAUUCCUACGCCGUAUGCGAUCCAAAAGGUGAAAGAUGUUCAGUCGUAUCGGCCGGCGAAAAUGGAUCCGAAGUAAAUUACAACCCUCAAUCAUUUCGCGGACUUUUACCUCCACCUCUCUAUGAACAUCAUCAUCAUCAUAGGCCCGCUCCAGACUGUUAA
This is a messenger RNA of Dimorphilus gyrociliatus, 802 nucleotides long. The record is from the annotation of a GenBank genome assembly. NCBI's taxonomy places the organism in Eukaryota, Metazoa, Annelida, Polychaeta, Dinophilidae.